Messenger RNA from Sitophilus oryzae (rice weevil), 3584 nucleotides. Its product is annotated as neutral ceramidase. Gene Ontology annotation, molecular function: N-acylsphingosine amidohydrolase activity. The record is from RefSeq and is a predicted model, not a curated record. Gene Ontology annotation, biological process: long-chain fatty acid biosynthetic process; sphingosine biosynthetic process; ceramide catabolic process. Bases 345 to 2450 code for a protein of 701 amino acids. Gene Ontology annotation, cellular component: extracellular region. The transcript has 14 exons. NCBI's taxonomy places the organism in Eukaryota, Metazoa, Arthropoda, Insecta, Coleoptera, Curculionidae.
AGUAGCACGCGUUCGUGUACAACGUAACAUAACACUUUUACUUUUAAUGGGUUAUGUCAUUGGUGAACCAUCAAGAACCAGAGAUGUGUCGGCGGUACGUCGCGACAGUGAAAGUCAGUAGUUCAUGGUUCAUACAAUAAUCUAUUUGUUUUGGUUUAGAAAAUUUACUGGUUAAUAUUUUGAAAAUAAUGAUAUUUUAAUGAUACCCGCAUAGUUACUGUGAAAUAAAAUGAUUUUUGUGACUUUGAGUUAAAGUGAUUCGUAUUGUGACAUGAAGAAGAUAUAGGUAUUGAUGGUGUGGAGUGUUUUGUUAAUUUUUAUCAAGAAAAGGCUAGCAUCUAGAAAUGACGACAUGGAUCGGUGUGAUAAGUUUUCUAGUAAUUCUGUGUUGUUCCUGGUUGCCUGGGUCUCUAGCUACCUAUAAUGUCGGAGUGGGUAGAGCAGAUUGUACAGGACCUACAGCAGAAAUUACAUUUAUGGGUUAUGCCAAACUGACUCAGAAAGGUUGUGGACUACAUCUGAGACAAUUUGCUAGAGCCUUUAUAUUUGACGAUGGCACCUCUAGGGUGGUUUUUGUGUCUAUCGAUGCUUGUAUGGUGGGCUACAGUUUGAAAAAUGCCGUGGUUAAAAAGUUGAAAACACUUUAUAACGACACCUACACUCACGAAAACUUUAUUUUGAGUGGCACUCACACUCAUGGUGCUCCUGGUGGCUUUCUAGUUGAUGUUUUGUAUGACAUCACCGAACUGGGAUUUUGUGCUGAUACCUUCAACGCCUACACCACAGGUAUCUUUAAUGCUAUUAAGAAAGCACACGAGAGUCUGGUAGAGUCUCACGUAUACAUAACAUCAGGUGAAGUACACGCCAACAUAAACAGAAGCCCAGCUUCAUAUGAUCAAAAUCCAGAAGAAGAAAGAAACAAAUACAAAUAUAACACUGACAAAACAUUGAGGCAAUUAAAGAUCGUCCGAGCUUCCGACAAUGAAUUAAUCGGUGCAAUCAAUUGGUACGCUGUUCACGCUGUUUCUAUGAAUAAUAGUAAUUGCUUGGUGACAUCAGACAAUGUCGGAUACGCCUCUAUAUUGUUGGAAUCCGAAUACAAUACAAACAGCGUCAUUGGACAGGGGGACUUCGUGGGUGCCUUCGCGUCCAGCAACCUAGGUGACGUCAGUCCCAACCUGAACGGCCCCGUCUGCGUCAACACUGGCGAGGCCUGCGACUACGUGACCAGCACGUGCGGGGGCGAGAACAAGUACUGCAUCGCCUCGGGACCGGGCAAGGAUAUGUUCGAGAGCGCGGAGAUCAUCGCCACGAGGCUCUUCAGCAAAUCCAAGGAACUUCUUAGUAAUGAAACAGCACAGGAGUUAAGUGGUCCAAUCAAAUUCAUUCAUCAAUGGGUCGAAGUACCAAAACAAGCUGUAGAUAUUCAAUUAGAAAAUGGUACAAUUCAAACCGUUAAAGGAUGUCUUCCAGCCAUGGGUUAUAGUUUUGCAGCUGGUACAACCGACGGACCGGGCGAGUUUGACUUCAAACAAGGUUCCAGUACUGACAAUCCCUUCUGGAAUAUCGUCAGAGACUUCGUUUUUCCACCCACCACCGAAGACAUCAACUGUCACUAUCCCAAACCCAUCCUAAUCGCAUCUGGAAGGAUAAAAGUUCCUUACAAUUGGCAACCGGAAAUAGUAUCUACCCAAAUCCUGUUGCUGGGAAAUUUUGCCCUUGUUGGUGUUCCGGGAGAAUUCACCACCAUGUCGGGGAGACGGAUGCGUGACGCUGUCAAAAACGUCAUAGUAGACAGUGGCGGAGAUAGUAGCACCGAAGUAGUCAUCGCGGGAUUGAGCAAUACCUACACUAGCUAUAUAGCUACUUACGAAGAAUAUCAGCUUCAGCGUUACGAAGGGGCCUCGACUAUUUUUGGCCCGCACACACUUCAAAUUUAUCUGUCGAUUUACAAAACGUUGGCGGAAGCUUUGAUAAAGGGCCAGAAAGUGGACGCCGGUCCCGUUCCAGACGAUCCCGACAAAUCCAAGCUGUUAUCCCUGAUCACCCCCGUUAUUUUCGACUCUUCCGGCUGGUUCUGGAACUUCGGCGACGUCCUGCAACAGCCGCCGAAAUCGGUUAAAGUGAACGACACCGUCUCGGUUAAAUUCAUAGCGGGGCAUCCCAGAAACGAUCUGAUGCUGGAAAAGACUUUUCUCGCUGUGGAAAAACUGGGUGAUGAUGGGAAAUGGAAUGUUGUGGCAACGGAUGCGAAUUUCGAGACAAGAUUUAUAUGGACUCGAACCAGCUUUAUCAAGGCGGGUAGUGAAGUGGAGGUACAAUGGCAAGUCAGGAAUGGAGCUGAAUCCGGUACUUACAGAAUUAAGCACUACGGUCACUACAAAUCACUACUAGGUGGCAUAUAUCCUUAUCAAGGUACCAGUCAUAAUUUCACUGUUACAUCUAGCUGAUUUUUAAGUUAUAUCAAUUUUUGUGCCAUAUUUGUGAUAUUUUUUAAUUUUUUUCUAAUAUACAGGGUGGUCCAAACUGUAUUCUGGAAAUUUCGGCAGCAUAUUCUGCAUAUAAAAAUAAGUAAAAAAGUUCGUAAAAAUAUAUGUCCCAAAGUAACGUCAAUAUUUGGAUGAAAAUUGGUGUCUGGGAGUUUUUGACAUGAGAAAUUUGAUUUUGAUUUGUCAAUAUGACUCCUACUUGUAGACAACGCUACCUACAUAUUUUUUAACUGGUUUGAAGGGUAAUCACUUUUUGUCCGCACCUGUAUAAAACUACUGGGUGAAAAAAGAUACAUUUAGACGAAAAAUUUCGGAAAAUAUAAAUUUUCCGAAAUUUUGAAAGCAUCUUAUAACAUACAUUUAUACGAACUAUUUUACUUAUUUUUAUCUACAGAUGCUGUCGAAGUUUCCGGAAUACAGUUCGGACCACCCUGUAUAGGCAUUUUUCUUUAGUUAAGUAGAACAUAUACCAAAUAUGUUAAAACAUAGUUAUUUUUGAUAAAAAUGCUAAAAGUAAUGUGCUCUAAAAUGCUAAAAGAUGUGUUUUUCAUCCUUUUGAGCAAAAUAAAAUUACUUUAGCACCUACGAAUUUAUUUUUACGUUCACAAAUUUUCAAUAAUUUACACAUUAAAUGAUCGUACAAGUAUCUUCAAAGCAAAACGAAAAAACUUGAAAAUAAAAAAUGAAUUUCGUUGAAAAUGCUGAAUGAAUUUCAAUAUUUCUCCACAAUUUUGUCUUGUAAUUUAAUAUUUUUUUACUUCUAGUAUUAAAUUAUUAAUUUUUAAUAUAAAAUUAUUUCUUUGUUUAGUUCAUUCUUGUUAUAUUUUGAUUAAUUCAGGUAGACUAAGUGAUAAGCAAAGAGGCUGUAAUAAUACAUAAUGUGAUCAGUAGUGUAGCCAAGAUAAUUAGCAGCGAAGAGCCAUUUUUUUAGUCUUUAUAAAUGAUGGAUAUUAUUAAUAAUAAUUAUUAAAAGUACAGUUGUUAUUUUAGGAUAAUAUUUUAAAGCCCCUUUCUGGCUUUCUCUUGGUUACGCCCCUGAAUGAACGUAACUAAUACAAUAAUCUUGCCAAAUAAAUACAUAUUAAUUUAUUAAUA